Messenger RNA from Macroventuria anomochaeta, 6681 nucleotides. RefSeq lists its product as uncharacterized. The record is from RefSeq and is a predicted model, not a curated record. The transcript is spliced from 2 exons. Bases 194 to 6223 code for a protein of 2009 amino acids. Gene Ontology annotation, molecular function: guanyl-nucleotide exchange factor activity. Lineage: Eukaryota; Fungi; Ascomycota; Dothideomycetes; Pleosporales; Didymellaceae. Gene Ontology annotation, biological process: regulation of ARF protein signal transduction.
UACGAAUCUGCCCAGAACGCGAUAUACAGGCAUUCGUUGCUGUGCGAAGAUUGCAGUAGCUGGCACAAUCGCAGUCCAGCAUGAUUGAGGGAGGAGCACCGACACCCUGAAGCUGAGACAGACAAGACUCGUGAGAGAGGUGCCUCCCCGAGUAUCCGGACCAUCGCGCAUACGCAACCACCGAGCGACCACCAUGGCCGACCACCAAGCAGCCCCGCCGGAGCAGGAAGCGAGGGACGACAGGCCACAGGAAGACAGGCCACAGGAAGACAGGCUACAGGAAGACACGCCGGCAGAAGAAGGCGGGAGUAACGGGGCAGAGGCGGCACCCGAGCAGCGCGAGCAUGCGCAGACACAGACACCCGCAGAGGCAGAGGCAGAGGCAGAGGCAGACGCAGACGCAGACGCAGACGCAGAGGCGGACGCAGACGCAGACGCAGCCCCAGACGCAGCCCCAGCCGCAGAGACACGGCAGGAGCCCGCAGGCACAGAGCCGCCGCCCCCGCCCACGCCCACGCCCACGCUGAACGUCUUCAACGGCGCAGACACGCCGCGCUCGUCGGAGCAGAUCUUCGACCAGCGCGUCCACGCCGACGCCCGCCCGCGAACAGACUCGCAGUCGACCGCCGCGACCACGGCCACAAGACCCUCGACGCGCAGCUCCCUUGUCUUCGUCGGCACCGCGCUGGACACAAUCGCCGCCUCCAAAGACGCCAGGAAGAACAAGAAGCUCGGCAAUGCCACCAGUGCCGCCCUGGCUGCCAUCAAGCGGGAGGGCGACCCGGCGCGCAUCAGCCCCGAGCUGCUCUUCGAGCCCCUGCAGCUGGCGUCCGAGGUGUCCAAUGUGCCCGUGUCCAUCACCGCCCUGGACUGCAUCGGCAAGCUCAUCAGCUACUCGUACUUCUCCGCGCCCUCGGAGCCCUCGGAGCCCUCGGAGCUACAGGGCGAACCCAGCCAGGGAGCGCCCCUGAUCGAGCGCGCCAUCGACACAAUAUGCGACUGCUUCCAGGGCGAGGCUACACACCCAGACGUGCAGUUGCAGAUUGUGAAGUCGCUGCUCGCAGCUAUCCUGAACGACAAGAUCGUGGUCCACGGAGCGGGCCUGCUCAAGGCGGUGCGCUUGACCUACAACAUCUUCCUGCUCUCCAAGUCGAGCGCAAACCAGCAGGUUGCACAGGGAGCUCUGACGCAGAUGGUCGGCACCGUCUUCGAGAGGGUCAAGGCGAGGCUGGCUGUCAAAGAGGCACGAGUCAAUCUGUCGCGUGCCUCGCUGAACGAGAAGGAUCGGUCAGACGAGAGCUUAGAGCAGGAAGACGAGGAAGGCACACCGGACGUCAAUGACUCAGGUUCAGGCUCACGCUCACGCUCACGCUCACGCUCACGCUCACACUCACGCUCGUCCGGCCAGGACGGCGAAUCAGAGGAGCCCAGUGACAGGGCAGUGGACAUGCACACCGGACCAAAGAUUACCCUCCAAAGCUUCGAGAACAACAUGAGCUUCAACGACGACCGGAUACACGACAACGCGCCCACGUUAGUCACCCGCAUAAAAGGGAAGCCCAGCUCGCGGCAGGUCUCUGGUGCAGACACAUCCACUCCACAGACCGGCACGGAUGAGGAGGAAGAAGACGAAAUCUUCGUCAAGGACGCAUACCUCGUCUUCCGCGCCAUGUGCCGUCUGAGCACCAAGGGCCUCUCGGUAGACCACGCCCUGGACGUACGGUCGCAGGGCAUGAGGUCGAAGCUGCUAUCGCUGCACAUGGUGCACACUAUCCUCCACAACAACAUCGCAGUCUUCAUCUCGCCAUACGCCACGAUCAGGAGUGGCAGCGGCGACGAGCCCACCAGCUUUGUACAGGCCAUCAAGCAAUACCUUUGCCUCAGUCUGAGCCGGAACGGUGCAAGCUCGGUCAAGCCUGUGUUCGAGGUAGCGUGUGAGAUCUUCUGGCAGAUGCUGAAGUAUCUGCGCGUUAUGCUCAAGAAGGAGGUGGAGGUGUUCUUGAAGGAGAUCUAUCUUGCCACACUAGACAAGCGUGCAGCUCCUGCCUUCCAGAAGCAGUACGUCUUGACAAUUUUUGGCCGGCUGGCUGCAGACCCAAGGGCGUUGGUCGAGGUGUACCUAAACUACGACUGCGAUCGCACUGCGCUCGACAACAUGUACCAGCGCGUUGUGGAGCAUCUGUCGAAGAUCUCCAGCAAUCCUGUCACAAUCACCCCCAUGCAGCAACAAGCGUACCAAGACCACCGAGAGAAGCAGUCAAAACAGAUGGACUGGCAGACUCGGGGGACACUACCACCUUCGCUCACCACCGUGUCGAUGAACUCGGCUAGUGAAGCGGACGGUGCAUACCCACAAGAGUACGCGAUCAAGCAAGAGUCUCUCGAGGCUCUUGUGGAGAUCCUGCGGUCGCUCGUUGACUGGGCGCAGCAGUCUCUGCCUGAGAGCACAAAAACACAGACACAAGACUCCAGGCUAUCACUAGACGACCUGAGAGUCUCGAUAGACGCGCGAACCCUCGCCGAUUCACCGGCGGCUGGCGCGGACUCCGGCACAGUAACACCUCUCGCAGAGGACGACUACAGCUCACUCGAGAAAGCGAAACAGAGGAAGACCGCCAUGACAAACGCGGUACGACAGUUCAAUUACAAGCCUAAGAAGGGUCUGAAGGUCCUGAUCAAGGAUGGCUUCAUCUCUUCCGAGUCCCCGGAAGACAUUGCUCGUUUCUUCCUCGACAACGACCGGUUAGACAAGGGUGCGCUUGGCGAGUUCCUCGGCGAAGCUGACGCCGAAAACAUCGCCAUUAUGCAUGCAUUUGUCGACUUGAUGGAUUUUACCAAGACUCGAUUCGUAGAUGCGCUGCGCCGUUUCCUCCAGAGCUUCCGGCUUCCUGGUGAAGCGCAGAAGAUUGAUCGUUUCAUGCUGAAGUUUGCUGAACGCUACAUGACCGGCAACCCGAACGCGUUCGCCAACGCUGACACUGCCUACGUUCUUUCCUACUCUGUGAUCAUGUUGAACGUCGAUCAGCACAGCAAGAAGAUGAAGGGCCCUCGCAUGACGCCGGAAGACUUCAUCAAGAACAACCGCGGCAUCAACGAUAAUGCGGACUUGCCGGAAGAUUAUCUCCGUGCCAUCUACGACGAGAUCGCGCACAACGAGAUCGUCCUCAACACCGAACAGGAGGCUGCGGCAGACAAGGGCCUGGUUGCUCAACAACCUGCUGGAGGCCUUGGCCUUGCGAGCAUAGGUCAAGCGCUGACAGGUGGUGCGCGAGACCUGCAAAGAGAAGCCAUUGCACAGGCUUCCGAAGCAAUGGCGAACAAGACCGAGCAGUUGUACAAGCAACUCCUCCGAGCUCAGCGCAGGACCGCUGCUACUCUGCCAGUGUCAAAGUACAUCCCCGCUUCGUCAUCGAAACACGUCGGUCCCAUGUUUGAAGUGACCUGGAUGCCGUUCCUCAUGGCCCUCUCUGGCCAGGCUCAGGAUCACAACAUCGAGAUUGUGCGUUUGUGUAUUGAGGGCAUCAAGCUGGCGAUCCGGAUAUCCUGCCUCUUCGAUCUGGAGGAUGCCCGUCAGGCCUUUGUGUCUUUCCUCGCACGAUUCACCAACCUCUACAAUUUGAACGAGAUGAAGGCCAAGAACAUGGAGGCGCUAAAGACACUGAUCGAGGUCGCGCACACAGAGGGCAAUUUGCUGAGAGAGUCUUGGCGCGAGAUUCUCACGUGUGUCUCACAGUUGGAUCGUUUCCAGCUAAUCUCGGCUGGCAUCGACGAGCGCGCGGUACCUGACGUCCUGAAGUCGAACACAGGGUCACAGUCGAAGAAGAAUCUCAACGUCCCUGGCAACCGCCGGCGACAAUCCCAUGUCAACAGCGUACACUUCUCGGCGGAUGUAGCGGAAGAGAGUCGCUCCACAGACAUCGUCCGGGGAGUAGACCGUAUCUUCACCAACAGUGCGAAUCUGUCUGGUGAGGCGAUUGUCGACUUCGUCAAGGCACUGGUCCAGGUUAGUUGGCAAGAAAUUCAGUCGUCAGGACAAAGCGAGUCGCCACGGACCUACAGUCUGCAGAAGCUGGUCGAAAUCAGUGGAUACAACAUGACCCGUGUGCGAUUCGAAUGGACCAACAUCUGGCAAGUACUGGGCGCCCACUUCAACGAAGUCGGCUGUCAUACCAACACGAACGUCGUAUACUUCGCUCUCAACUCGUUACGACAGCUGUCCAUGAAGUUCAUGGAGAUCGAAGAGCUUCCUGGAUUCAAAUUCCAAAAAGACUUCCUAAAGCCCUUUGAGCACAUUAUCAACAACGCCAGUGUUGUCUCGGUCAAGGACAUGGUCUUGCGCUGUCUGAUCCAGAUGAUUCAAGCACGCGGCGAGAACAUCCGCUCUGGCUGGAAGACCAUGUUUGGCGUCUUCACUGUUGCCGCCCGGGAGCCUUAUGAGGGCAUUGUCAACCUAGCAUUCGAAAACGUCACACAGGUGUACAACACCCGCUUCGGUGUCGUCAUCUCCCAGGGCGCGUUUGCAGAUCUGAUCGUCUGUCUGACCGAGUUCUCGAAGAACUACAAGUUCCAGAAGAAGUCACUACAGGCAAUCGAGUUGCUGAAAUCGUCGGUGCCGAAGAUGCUGAGGACGCCAGAGUGCUCACUGUCUGCUCGUGCUGGCUAUCUCAAGGAGUCCGAGAAGGGCUCCUCCAUCCCCAAGCAGCCCACUCAUCAGACACAGGAAGAGCAGUUCUGGUUCCCUGUGCUCUUCGCCUUCCACGAUGUUCUCAUGACUGGCGAGGAUCUGGAAGUGCGCUCAAGAGCAUUGAGCUACCUGUUUGAUACGCUCAUCAGCUAUGGCAGCAACUUCCCACGCGAGUUCUGGGACAUGCUCUGGCGGCAGCUGCUCUACCCCAUCUUCAUGGUUCUCAAGUCGAAGUCGGAGAUGACCAAGGUCCUGAACCACGAAGAGCUGUCCGUCUGGCUCUCGACAACGAUGAUUCAAGCGCUUCGCAACAUGAUCAAGCUCUUCACACAUUUCUUCGAUUCACUAGAGUACAUGCUCGACCGCUUCCUCGACCUCCUGGCGCUCUGCAUCUGCCAGGAGAACGACACCCUAGCCCGCAUCGGCAGCAACUGCCUGCAACAAUUGAUCCUCCAGAACGUCCAAAAGUUCAAGCCAGAACACUGGAGCCAAAUCGUCAAAGCCUUCGUCGACCUCUUCCACCGCACCGAAGCCUCCGCACUCUUCUCGGCCGCCACAUCCGGCUCCAGCGCCCCCACCCCUCUCAACGGCACACGAAGCACCUCCGACGACGCAAAAUCCAUCGCCGAAUCCACCAAUAUCAACCUCGAAACCGCGCCCACCGAGACUUCCACCGAGCCCUCCAACGGUCUCGGCAUCAACGGCCUCGACAGCCCGCACCGUCCCUCGCUCGUCACGGAGUCCACAGCCGGCGACGUGCCUACGCGGCAGACAAGCGACCUAGAGGACUACCGGCCUGAGGAACAUUCGCUGCAACAACCCCCAGUUGUCGUUACCGCUGCGCGCCGCCGCUUCUUCAACCAGAUCAUAACAAAGUGCGUCCUGCAACUGCUCAUGAUCGAGACCGUGCAAGAGCUCUUCGGCAACGAACUCGUCUACUCAAAUAUUCCCUCCGGCGAACUGCUGCGGCUCAUGGCCGUGCUGAAGAAGAGCUACCACUUCGCCAAGCGCUUCAACGCCGACCGCGAUCUGCGGUCACGACUGUUCAGAGAGGGGUUCAUGAAACAGCCGCCGAAUUUGCUGAAGCAGGAGAGUGGAAGUGCGAGUGUGUAUGUUGGGAUUUUGUUCAGAAUGUACCACGACACAUCCUCCGACCGCGCCGCCUCGCGCUCCGAAACCGAAAAAGCAUUGAUACCGCUGUGCGAGGAUAUCAUCCAAUCUUACAUCGAACUCGAUGAGGAGACGCAGCAGAGGAAUAUCGUUACCUGGCGUCCCGUCGUCGUCACUGUCUUGGACGGGUACGCCAAUUUCCCUGACGCGGAGUUCGAACGGCUCACAGAUGUGUUCGCUCCUCUUGUGGUGGGGUUGCUGGGCACGGAGAUGGCGAGUGAUGUCCAGAGGGCUGUGCAGGCGCUGGUUAUGAGGAUUUUUGAAAGGAAGUUGGGGACUAGGCCUGUCAAGCUGAUGGGGCCCGAUGACAGGCGCAGAGGCAGUGCGGUGGGUAGUCCGGAGGUUGGACGAACGCCAAGGACGAGAUAGGAGUUCGACCUGGCGAGUUGUGGGAUAAAGAGGCUGUGAAACGAUUACUCCGGUUGGGUGAAACGAUUACUCCAGUUGAGGCAGCACAGUAUUCAAACCAAGGAGACUUUGUCAGCUCGCUGAGCUCGGUCUCUUGUUUUCUUCAAAAAGUGGUUGUAUACUAUAAGUGUUCACGUGGUUCAAAAGCACCGGACUGGUGUUGGAGCAUGGUGUUGGGGUGUAAUGAAGUAUGUUUGUCGCUCACACUUGCCAUUUUUCCAAGCCAAGAAGACCCUGUAGUCUCCAGGCGCAGCUGGAUUCACAUUUGAGACCAAGUCGGGACUCGAGUCAAGUGGAACUACUUAGUCACAAGAAAACUUUUGUCGCAGUUCUUAAGCAACCAACCGAUGUAACGAUUUCUAGCUUUUCCCGCAAUAAUAGAUCAUCAGUGUACUGGAGGGGUCCAGUAUUCCACUGUG